Molecule: messenger RNA, 2086 nt
Organism: Cotesia glomerata
Lineage: Eukaryota; Metazoa; Arthropoda; Insecta; Hymenoptera; Braconidae
Gene: crc
Product: activating transcription factor of chaperone
Exons: 2
Coding region: 543-1547 (334 amino acids)
Biological process (GO): regulation of transcription by RNA polymerase II
Cellular component (GO): nucleus
Molecular function (GO): RNA polymerase II transcription regulatory region sequence-specific DNA binding; DNA-binding transcription activator activity, RNA polymerase II-specific
Source: RefSeq, a predicted model, not a curated record
UAUAAUUUCGUCGACGUAAUCUUUAAAAAAUAAAAAUUUAAUUAACUCACUUAUAAGUACUCAUAAUUUCUGGUUUAUACGUACGACUAUCAAUAGUUAAUCUGGUGAUACUGGCAUCUUCAAAAGUGAUACGUGUAUUUAAUAAACCAUCUAAAUGUUGCAGUGUAUUUAUGUUAAACAUUAGCAUGCAGUUCGCGUAUCUAUACACGUGGAACCGGGAAAUAAUUGUAAAUUCACAAAAAUUAGUGAAAAGACGUUGAUAAUAUCGAUAUUAUUAUUACUUUUCCAAGUUGACAAAUUUUCUCGUAUCACUGCCUUAUUGUUAUUAUUAUUGUUAUUGUUUAUACUAUUAUUGUUAUUACUAUUAAAAUUAGUUUUAUUUUUAAUCUUGGAUAACUUAUUGAAAACUCAACAAACGUUUGACAUAAAACUACUGAAACUACUGCUGCCGCUGCUACUGCUGUUGCUAAUUAAUUUUUCGAACUCUUCAAUAUUUACACAAAUUCUAUUCGGAAAACUACAAAAAAAAAUUAGCAAAUAUAAUGGCUACGAUGUGUUAUAGUGAGCCUUUACCUGGUUGGUUUGAAGAUCGACCAGAAUCAUUGUUUGAUGAAUUAUCAACAUCAGAAUGUAUUCAAAACAAGCCAGUGGUUUAUUCUCAACCACAAGCGCCAACAACACAAUCAUUUUUACAAGAAUGGGAAACUGUUUUUGGUGGUGUAGAAUCAUCAUGCCAAAUGAUUUACCCCUCGGGCAGUUCAGCUUUGACUCCGCCGCAGUCACCACCGUAUAUACAUUCUGACUCAUUGUCAGUUAAUUCUCAGCAGAUUCUUGUUAAUUUAGACCCAACAACUUUAUCUAAUAUUCAAUUUACAUAUCCAUCUAUUGCUGAUACUGCUGUAAUUCCCCCUUCGAUUAAUCUCAUUAAUCAACAAGAACAACAUCACCAACAGCAACAACAACUGGAGCAGCAGCAGCAAGUGAUUGAAGAAGAAUCUAUUGAUAAAAGUGAUGCAUCGUAUCUUGGUCAAAUAUCUGGCGAAUGGAAUGCUGAAAAUGUAUCAUUAUUACCACUGGCAGGUGAUGUGGCAAGUGAAUUAGCAGUUGUUGAUGAAUAUGUUAGAUCAUGUGUCGAAUCAAUGUCACCAACAAGUCCGAUAAAUAGCACUGUCAGCAGCUAUUUGUCCUCCGAAGAUUCAGUUGAUGAUCCUGAUUGGACUCUAGAUUCAUCUAUCAGCAGUAGCAAGGCUAGCAGUAGGAACAGCAAUUAUGGCAAACGUAAUCAGAAAACAACCCGCACUCGCAGUAAGCCCUAUGCACGUUCGAUCGAUGAUAAAAAGAAUCGUAAAAAGGAACAAAAUAAGAAUGCAGCCACGCGUUAUCGUAUGAAAAAGAAGCUUGAGGUUAAAGAGAUCGUUAGCGAACAAGAUGAGUUAGAAGAAAUCAAUGGUAAACUCAAGGAACAAGUUUGUGAGUUGAAGCGAGAGAUCGGGUACUUGAAGGGGCUUAUGCGCGAUUUAUUUAAGGCUAAGGGUUUAAUCAAUUAAUUCAAUUGUACAAUAUAUUCUAUUUUUAUUUUUUUAAUCUUUAAUUUUAAAAUCACGUCAUCUCUUGUUUACGUUGCUGAUUGUCUUUGGAUUUUGAAUAAUAAUGCUCUGGUUAACAUCUUGAGCUUGAAAAGCUUCUUAAUUUCAUUGACAAUACAGUUCAUUGAUAAGAGAUUGAUGCUAUAAAAUAUACUAAAUUUAAAACUUGGUAAUAAAUAUAUAUUUUUAAUCUUUGAGUGCAUGAAAAGUUAGCUUCACAAAUCUUCAAAAUCUACUUAAAUUUAUAGAAACGUUGAAGUUAACAUUAUUAACAUGAAAUGAAAAAAAUUAAAUUGUAAUUCGUAAUAACAGCAAGUAAUGUAGUGUAUUCAAAGAUUUAGAUUGUAGAAAAUUAAUAAUUGUAAUCAACUUGCACGCAUUCGUGUUUUCGUCGUACCUUAAAGGAGAAUGUUGAGACUGUCGUCGAGUAUAAUGUUGAUCGCAACUCACGAUUUAAUAUUCGAAUUCAAUUGAAAAAAAAAAAUUAAAAAAGAAAGAAA